CAUGAUGUGUAGGUGCACGACACAGUUUUUUGGACAUUAUUUCUAUUAAAAACACUUGUCAAGCGUAUCAAAUAUGAAAGUGCAAAAUGAUGAGAACACUUCUAGCGAGGAAGAGCAACCACUUCUGCAGAAUAAGGAGAAAUAUAAAACGUACAAAAGGCGGUGGUACGUGCUUCUUGUUUUCAGUGUGGCCUCUUUUCUGCAAGCCGCUGUAUGGAACACAUGGGGACCUAUUACCCAGUCCGCCGAAGUGGUGUUUGGAUGGAAGGACAGUCAGAUUGGAAUGUUUCCCAACUUAGGAAACAUUGCAUACAUAAUCACCGUUUUUCCAGCUUGCUAUUUCAUGGAUACUAAAGGUUUACGAAUUUCCAUUUUAGCCUGCACGGUUUUAUUGUUGAUUGGCACUGGACUCAGGUGUAUAACCUAUGAACCUAAAUAUGCCACCUGGCUGAGUAAUUUAUGUGCUGUUUUGAAUGGAAUUUCUGGAACAGUGCCAUGUGCUGCGCCUGCGCAGGUUGCCAACACGUGGUUUCCUCCUCAUCAGAGGACUAGCGCCACAGCAGUCGUUUCAGUGUUCAAUUACGUCGGAAUUGCUUUGGCAUUUGUUAUAGGUCCCCAGCUUGUAUCAUCACCAACAUACAAAAAUGAAACUCAUAUCCAAAAUAAUACUCGUAUACUAAGCAGAUUAACAGAAGAUCUAUAUAUACCUACACAUGUCAAUCAAAGAAAUAUUACAAAUUCCUCUGAAGUUUUGGUCAACUUUAAGCAUAUCCAGCAGGACAUCAUGUAUCUUAUGUAUUACGAAUUUGCCGCCUCUGGACUGUUAUUUUUAGGCAGUCUUUUCAUCCCAUCUAAACCUCCAUCACCGCCAAGUGUGUCAGCCUCAACAGAACGAGUAGUCUAUAGGCGGGCAUUGCUGAAUAUUGCUCGGAACAGAGCGGUAUGGUUAAUAGGGUUAGCUUACGCUCUGCCAGCAGGAGUAUAUGGGGCAUGGGGAACCGUUAUUGAUGUUGUACUGAACCCUCAGGGCAUUGGACAGACUGAGGUUGGUUGGAUUGGAUUUUACUCUAUAAUGGCUGGUUGUGUGUCAGGUCUAGCCAUAGGAAGAUUUUCAGAUGUCUUCAUGCGGCAUAUGAAACUCUUCCUGUUGGUAAUGUUUGGUGUGGCUGGAGGGUCUUUUGUGUGGUUCACCCUCAUGUGUGUCAAGGUCAUACCAUUCUCCACAGCACAAGUGUACACCUCUACUAUCCUAGGGGGAAUGUUUCUUAGCGGUACCGUUCCUCUUUUCUAUGAAUUGGGGGCGGAGUCCACUUUCCCCGUGUCAGAGGGAGUAACGGGUGGAUUUCUUACGUGGCUCAACAACUUGUUUGGAAUUCUCUUUUUCUUUAUGCUACAAAUACCAGAUAUAGGCACAGAUUGGAUGAACUGGACUUUGGUGGGCAGUGUUGGUGUAGGAUUAGCUUUCCUGUUUGUUGUCCCUGAGCGGUACACUAGGACUGAUAUAGAUAUCUGUGUAAACAAAACAGAGACUAGUCGCCCAGAAUCAACGAUAGUUGUCAGGCAGAAUUUAUACCAGACUUAAUAGUCGAAAUGGAGUGUUACGAAAGCUUAUUUUAUUCUUGAACGCACAAUGCAUAGACUAAUCUUUUUUUAUAUGAAUAUCAUAAGGAUUUGUAAGGAGAGAAAAUACCUCAUCUUGCUAAAUUGUGAUAAUACUUUACUUGUAAUCUCAUUUUUAAUACUUAAACACUUGUGUUUUGAUUUUGUAAAGACGAAGUUACAUGAUACCCAUUGUCUUUGCAAUUUCUCUAACGAUUACUAUGUUUACUACACAGAUAGAACAUGGUUAGAAAAAGAUACAA
Saccostrea echinata is the source of this 1862-nucleotide messenger RNA. RefSeq names its product solute carrier family 49 member 4 homolog. The record is from RefSeq and is a predicted model, not a curated record. The transcript has 12 exons. Gene Ontology annotation, biological process: transmembrane transport. Lineage: Eukaryota; Metazoa; Mollusca; Bivalvia; Ostreida; Ostreidae. Gene Ontology annotation, molecular function: transmembrane transporter activity. Gene Ontology annotation, cellular component: membrane; intracellular membrane-bounded organelle. The coding region runs from base 74 to 1582 and encodes 502 amino acids.